CCAUAACCGACUCAGAGAUAGAUGGCUGAGAGUGUUUUCAUUGCUGAGCUGCUGCAACCAUUUAAACCUGUGUGUGAUGGGGUUAAGUGGCAGUGAGUGCUGAUAUGAGUCUGAACUUGGGCAAAUCUCCACAUAGGACUGGCAGAAGAUAUUACUCAAGGACAGGGGUUGUGAAAAAUGUCUGCGCUCUUGUCAGCAGAAAGUGUUUGGGCUGCUUCCCAAAGGGCACCUACAGUAAUCUCAGGCUGAACAUGGACAUUUUAAGGAACAUUGUGUGUCAGAAAAACACCAAAUUCAACAAAGUUUGGACAAAACACUCAAAGUCUUCCAUCAGCUACGUAAAUGGAAGAAUUUACCUGGCUAACUUCGGCUGUUGUUACAGCAGUAUUGCUUCAAAACCACAACAGUUGUACGAAAUGCCGAGAUGUUUAAAGUCAGAAAAAAUUGAAGAUGCAAUUCUGUGUGAAUGUCCAUUGGGGGAACCUCUCUCUCAAGUGUCUGAUUACACCUCUUCACUACUAGCUGUUACUGGUCACAACUGGCUGCUACGUAUUGCAGCCAACACUGGGGAAACACUGCAGAAGGUCUACCUUGGGUCAUACAGAAAAUUUAGGUACGUCACUUGGGAUGUUCCCCAGGAGACUCUGGUAGUGAAGUCUGUCCAAAGGAACUGUGUUACUGAAUCCCAACAGAGGGCGGUGUUGAUUUACUUUGCAGUUUUCAACGUUUUCCCUCUCUCAUUGGUGGGCGUUCUAGAGAUUGAUAAAAACGUUUUUGGAUCAAAUGUGACUGAUGCAAUGAUUUGCAAUGGCAUGGUGAUUGUAAUGCACAGUGCAGGCCUGGUCCGCCUAUACAGCUUCGAGAGAAUUGCUGAGCAGUGUAUGCAACAGAAAUGUGUCCUAGGGGAGAUCUGCACUUGGAAAGAUAAAAUGGGGACAGUUGGAGACUUUCCAUUUGGCAUUCCUUGCAACAUCACCUUGACAGAAAGACCCCCAAUUCUGUUUGAAGUGCCUUGUCUAGAAAAUGCCUUCCAAGUUGGUGGUUACCCCUGGCACUAUAUAAUUACACCGAACAAGAAGAGAGAGAGAGGUACAUAUCACAUCUGUUCCCUGGAUGACCACAGCCUGGCAAAUAAUGGAAUUCGUGAAAUGAAAUACUGCUCAUUAGAACCAGACUGGAUUCACUUCCACCCAGAUGCCUCAGAAAGAAUAAUUCACGUUGGACCUGAUCAGAUCAAUGUUUUGAGGCUGAAGGAGGUAGAAAAUGAUCCGCACAGAUAUGAGGUCACUGAGGAUUUCUCCAUUUUUGCAGUCAGAGACCCUGCGGUGAAUAAUAUGGUGACUGUGACGGCAUCCGGCAGGAGGGUGAAGAGGCGCUAUGAUAAACUGGACGAUGAUCCCGAACAAGAGACGUUCAAGGCCGUAGUGUAUGAAGAUGAGUUGGAUCUGCUGACUGUGGUGGCGGUGACUCAGAUAGAUGUACAAGGACGAGCACAUGUUGAUCUGCAUUGCAAUGACACAGGGAGGAUCCUGAAGAAGAUCACAUUGCAAGAAUCUUGGGAUGUGACUCACAGCCAUGCCUUAGUGUUUGAUCGCGACACUCUCAUACACAUAGAGGAGAGGCCCAACCGUAACUUUUCAUGCUACGUGUAUAAAAUGCACUGCGGUUCAGAGGAGUGAGGCAGGACUUCCUGAUAUUUGUAUCCGUUCAUUUCUAAAAAUGUUUUUCUACCAUCACAUUUUGUUUUGUACCAUUUGUUUUUAAAAACAAUAAAUAUAUAUUUUUGAAACAAA
Pseudophryne corroboree (corroboree frog) is the source of this 1793-nucleotide messenger RNA. RefSeq names its product DDB1 and CUL4 associated factor 17 (gene DCAF17). Gene Ontology annotation, cellular component: Cul4-RING E3 ubiquitin ligase complex. The record is from RefSeq and is a predicted model, not a curated record. Bases 105 to 1679 code for a protein of 524 amino acids. The transcript is spliced from 15 exons. Lineage: Eukaryota; Metazoa; Chordata; Amphibia; Anura; Myobatrachidae. Gene Ontology annotation, biological process: protein ubiquitination.